UAGAAAGGCAAAGUAGAAGAAAAAAUGAAUUGAAUGAUUUUUAAAAAAUCUAUAAAAGCGCAAGCAUUUAACGGAUCGAGCAAUCAGUCUGAAAAUAUUUUAUUAACAACAAUAGCAAGUAUGAGAUAUCUAAUAAUUAUGGCAGUGCUCGUUAUCUUUGUCGUAGCUUGCCACGCGUUGACUUUCAAACCCUUUCUACGUAGCCGUUAUAGCAUGCGUUGGACUAAAACUACCGAGGCACCUAAGCAUAUUGGGGUCAUCUUAGCUUCCACUACUCCCCAGGACGUAUCGACUAGUAAAACACUUAAAGCGUACGACUCGACUGUGACAUCGUUCAUUAAUAAUAUUCCCAGCGUUAAAACUUCCACACAUCUACCAGAUUAUGAUUACUACGGCAACAACGAACUGGAUGAUUCGGAUCGGAAUUAA
Messenger RNA from Glossina fuscipes, 429 nucleotides. RefSeq lists its product as uncharacterized. The coding region runs from base 34 to 429 and encodes 131 amino acids. The record is from RefSeq and is a predicted model, not a curated record. The transcript has 2 exons. NCBI's taxonomy places the organism in Eukaryota, Metazoa, Arthropoda, Insecta, Diptera, Glossinidae.